UUCCAAAAGUGAAAGCGUUCAUGGGGAAUGAAGUUUUAUUUGUUGCUCACCGAACAUGUAAAGCUCUCCGUUAGAACUACAGCUCCCAUGUGAAGCAAACAAGUGGGAGGUUCAUCAACAGGUGUGGAGCUUCAUUCAUACCUUCAAUCAGCAGGAGUUCUGCAUUUAACAGCAGCAAUGACUGAAGGAACGCAGCUGAGGAGGAGAGGUGGACCUUAUAAAACGGAUCCGGCCACAGACCUGAGCCGCUGGAGGCUGAGGAACGUGGAGGGCCGGCAGACCUGGGCCUACGUGGAAGAUCAUGAGACCCCAGACAGAGAGCAGACCAUGCUGGAAGCUCAUUCUCUGGGCCUGGACAUCAGCAUGUUUGUGUCAGACUCCCCUGCCUCUGAAAGUGCUGUAGAAGCUGCUUUUAAAGGAAUGAACUUCUACAGACGUCUCCAGGCUGAGGACGGCCACUGGGCCGGAGACUACGGCGGGCCCCUCUUCCUGCUCCCAGGUCUCCUUAUUACCUGUCAUGUUGCAAAGAUCCCUCUGCCAGAAGCCUGGAAGAAGGAGAUGGUGAGGUACCUACGCUCCGUUCAGCUGCCAGACGGAGGUUGGGGUCUACAUAUUGAGGAUAAGUCCACCGUGUUUGGAACGGCUCUGAGCUACACGUCUCUCAGGAUCCUGGGGGUGGGUCCUGAUGAUCCCGAUCUGGUUCGAGCUCGUAACAACCUGCACAGUAAAGGUGGCGCCGUCGGGAUCCCAUCGUGGGGUAAAUUCUGGUUGGCUAUUUUAAACGUCUACAGCUGGGAUGGGCUGAACACGUUGCUGCCAGAGAUGUGGCUGUUCCCCACCUGGAUGCCAGCCCACCCAUCAACCCUGUGGUGUCACUGUCGCCAGGUCUACCUGCCUAUGAGCUACUGUUAUGCUGUCAGACUGUCAGCAGAGGAAGACCCCCUGAUCCUCAGCUUACGACAGGAGCUGUAUGUGCAGAACUAUGAGACCAUUUACUGGCCCGCUCAGAGGAACAACGUGGCUGCAUGUGACCUAUACACGCCUCACAGCACUCUGCUCACCAUCGCCUACAUGGUGUUGAACAUGUAUGAAGCCAACCACAGCAGCACGCUGAGAAAGAAGGCCGUCAGAGAGCUGUUUGACCACAUCCAGGCUGACGACCGCUUCACCAAAUGCAUCAGCAUCGGACCGAUCUCCAAGACAAUCAAUAUGCUGGUUCGCUGGUAUGUGGACGGUCCCAAAUCAGAGGUUUUUAAGGAGCACGUCUCCAGGAUCCCAGACUACCUGUGGUUGGGACUGGAUGGAAUGAAAAUGCAGGGAACCAAUGGCUCUCAGCUCUGGGACACGUGCUUCGCUGUCCAGGCUUUUCUUGAGGCUGGAGCCCAGGAUGACCCUGAACUGAUGGAAUGUCUUCAAGAAGCCCAUGAGUUCCUCAGAAUUACUCAGAUUCCCGACAAUCCCCCUGAAUAUAAGAAAUACUACAGACAGAUGAACAAGGGCGGCUUCCCCUUCAGCACCCGUGACUGUGGCUGGAUCGUGGCCGACUGCACGGCUGAAGGCCUGAAGUCGGUGAUGCUGCUGCAGGAGCUCUGUCCCUCCCUCAGACAGCCAAUCGCCUCAGAGCGUUUAUACGAUGCCGUCAAUGUGCUGCUGAGCAUGAGGAACAGUGAUGGUGGAUUUGCUACGUAUGAAACUAAAAGAGGAGGAAAACUCUUGGAGCUACUUAACCCCUCUGAGGUGUUUGGUGACAUCAUGAUAGACUACACAUAUGUGGAGUGCACCUCUGCAGCAAUGCAGGCUUUGAGGCACUUCCAGAAGGUCUAUCCUGAUCACCGCACUGAAGAGAUAAGAUCCACUCUAAGGGAAGGUCUUGAAUACUGCAGGAGGGUUCAGAGGACUGAUGGAUCGUGGGAAGGAUCCUGGGGAGUUUGCUUUACAUACGGGACGUGGUUUGGUCUGGAAGCCUUUGCUUGCAUGGGUCACACCUAUAAGAGCAUAGAUGUGCAGGUUGAGGUGCAGAAAGCUUGUCGGUUCCUGCUGGAGCACCAGAUGUCUGAUGGAGGCUGGGGGGAGGACUUUGAGUCGUGUGAGCAGCGGCGCUACAUCCAGAGCAGCUUGGCUCAGAUCCACAACACCUGCUGGGCUUUGUUAGGCCUCAUGGCGGUCAGACAUCCUGACCAACAGGCCAUUGAGAGAGGAGUUAAGCUGUUGAUUGAUAAGCAGCUUCUAAAUGGAGACUGGCCUCAGGAGAACAUUUCUGGUGUGUUUAACAAGAGCUGUGCCAUCAGUUACACCUCCUACAGAAACGUCUUCCCAAUCUGGACCCUCGGACGCUUCUCAAGGCUUUAUCCCAGCAGUCCAUUGGCUGGGAAGCUGAAGCUGUGACAUCCUGCAGAAUAUCACAUCUGAAAUCUACCUUAACUCUGAUGUUUUCUUUCAUGGUUGAUCAGAACAUUUUUAAUGUUAGGUCUAAACCAGAUAACACAAUGAUCAGUCAGAGUUAGUGAAAUAGGUCUCUACAAAUGGUAGUUCCCAAUGUGCCACAAGCAGGCAAAAGAGUUUAGAGGUUCUGAUGCUUGGAAUUUCAGAGUUCCCUGAUUCAUUGUUUAUUAUAUAUUAAGUAAUUUAUUUGAUUUUUUUUUUCAGCUUCACUUUAAGCUAGCGUUUUCCACAUAGUUUGCUUCAUUAACACUGAAAGGAUCCUUAGAAAGAUGUCAGACUCAAUCAGCCAGGUGGAAGUCUUUGGUCAUUUUCCAGGUCUUGUAUUUGCUAAUUAAUCAGUAACCAUGCAAACA
This is a messenger RNA of Cyprinodon tularosa, 2795 nucleotides long. It is a transcript of the gene lss, whose product is annotated as lanosterol synthase (2,3-oxidosqualene-lanosterol cyclase). Gene Ontology annotation, cellular component: lipid droplet. Gene Ontology annotation, molecular function: lanosterol synthase activity. Bases 178 to 2385 code for a protein of 735 amino acids. Gene Ontology annotation, biological process: cholesterol biosynthetic process; triterpenoid biosynthetic process. The transcript is spliced from 22 exons. NCBI's taxonomy places the organism in Eukaryota, Metazoa, Chordata, Actinopteri, Cyprinodontiformes, Cyprinodontidae. The record is from RefSeq and is a predicted model, not a curated record.